AGAUAAGAGCAGAGGUCACUGCUCGAGAAAAUCGCACCAUCCAUGAAAUCACAAAUACCCAAAGCAAUCGUCUUCAAAAACUAGCAGAAUAUGAGAAAACAAUGAGUUUGGCAUCGGAGAGAAUACAGCAUUCAUUGGAGACAGCAAGAGAGGUGACAAGGACGGCAGCGGAUAGUGAGUUCCUCUCACUCUACGCAACAAUCAACAAAGACUUGAAAUUGUUGGCAGGUCAAACUAUUCCAAGAGUUGACAAGAAGCUUGGAUUUUUGAAGUUCAUGCCGAGUAAGGGCGUAGGUGACAUCUGUCUGGGCAAGGUGGUGACGGAAGGAAAGUGGGAGCAGCGAUGUGUGUUUGGUCGCAAGGGAAGCGGUCCAGGAAAGUUCAAUUGGGCUUGUGGCAUUGCUGCUCGUCAGCCUGAUGAGGUUGCAGUGGCUGACUGCUUGAACAAACGAGUUGUGACCUGCAGCAUCGAUGGUAACCAGAAAAGCACAAUCCCGAUGGAAAGACGGCCACGUGGCAUUGCAGCUACACGCACCGGCAAUCGGUUGGUGGUUGUUGAGGAGAACGCAUCCCACGUGAAAGUCUUUGACAAGGACAACACGCUGGCUUUCCAGUUCCCCACAGUGCCACCGAGUGAGGUCGGUAAGACCGCAGUGAACCUCCGGAGUGUAGCAGUCAAGACGGAUGGGACUAUUGUGGUUGGUGAUAUCAAGAGAAUGGUGCUGACCGAACACAGCCCCACUGAUGGCGAACUCAGAAGCACCAUCCCAGUCAAGAUUAAACCUCGUUAUGUGGCUGUUGACAGCAAUGAUCGAGUCGUAAUCAGUGACUGGGAACAGUUAGUCAGUGUUGUUGAUGGGAAUGGUGAUACACUGUUCACCAUCAAACCUAUCAUCAAUGGUGAGGUAGUUAGACGCUGUACUGGUGUAUGCGCAGAUAGCACAGGCAUCUAUGUUGCAAUGAAUAAUGUUGAUGACACCGGUCAUAUCCACCACUAUGACCCUCAAGGUGGUUUUCUCCACUGCAUCGCAGAGGGUCUGCACUGGCCCAUGGGAAUCACAUUCACAGCAGAUGGGCAACUGGCAGUUACAGAUGUGUACUCAGUGAAGAUUUAUGACUUUGUUUAAUGUAACACAAACAAAUCGAUUUCCUUCCGCUUUCUUCAGGAGGAAACAGCAGUAGCAUUAGUCGGAAAUGUUGCGGUGUAAACAACAUUGCAUUUAAUUUCAUCACUUCUUUUUUAUAGAAAAUAAGAUACACAAAGGUUUGCGUAGGCUUACUGCAUAGCAGAAAUGGAAAGCAAACUACAUUAAAAUUUCACUGAGAUGGGAUUCAAAAGUAUGGGAGCUACAUAAAGUGCUUUUUAUUUAAACAAAUUUCCUUUGUCGGUUUUGCAUUGUUAACUACAUUUUCUCACGACAUGUGAACUAUUUUCAUAGAUCCAUUUAACAGUAGUAAAUGUAUCCCAAUAUUGGUGAGUUAUGCCUACCGUGAGCGCUCACAGGAGAUAGGGGAAGUUGUUAGCUCGUCUCAUCAAAAGAAUCAUUCCCAUUUUAAUGAACACAUCUUGCAGGGGAUUAUCAAAUUGAGGAGAGUAUAAAAACUUAAAAAUAAUGUGUAGUCAAAUUGUUCUCAUUGAGAUUUACAUAAAAUUUUGAUUUUUAAAAGCUUACAUUGUGUGAGUAGUGGGAUAGCGAAGGUCUCAUCAUUUAAAUAGUGAAGUACAUUUGUAAAUGUCGAUGUGGAACUCACGUUUGGAGGAAUAUUCCCCUCAUAACUAAACUGUCCCUUUGUGUUGAACCGCCUUAUUCUUAUUUGCGGUUGAAUGUAUAUUACGAAUUAAUACCUCGUUAAAACAGGCCCAAUGUCACCAUUUGGAGGAGAGUUAUAUUGAUUCAUUUCCCUUUGCAACUCCUUUCGAAACAAAAUUCAUUUUGUUUUCUUUUGAACUCAAAUGAAGGUUUUGUUGAAGAUUUAAAUGAUGUUUUUCUCGGUGGCAGAGGCAAAAGCAAGAUGAAAAGUAGGUUAUAAAAAGCUUUAUUGACUAAUUGCUUAAUGUUCUUGGAUUUUAUUUACAUAGUUUUAAUUACUGACAGCAACAAUAUUCCACUGACAGAAUAUAAACGUUUUCAAAGACUAUGCCUGAGUAUUAUUUAAAGGCAACAUGACCUUUUCAUUUUGUAAAUGUGAAUAAUUAUCAUGACGUAGGUAAUUUACAUUGUAACAGUUAUUUCCAUACCCAUGGAUAACGUUGUUACUUUUCGGCUGACCUCCUUGAAUGCUUCCUGCACAAGGAAGGGUUGAACACGCAUCUAAACCUCUACCAAAUAAAAAAGCUAAGUCCCAAGACUCGUUUUGACAGUGGACAGAUUUACUGGAUUAUCCGUAUGGCUGUAUAGUUGCCCCUUGUACUAUGUAGUGAUAUGAAGUAAGCCGUACGUUAUCAGUAACCAAGAAGUCUUGUGGACGUAUCAAGAACCAGACCCGUAAUACGACAGCUCUCCAGGAAGUUUGUGAGAGAGCUGUUAAAGGGUGCCAUAAUUGAGGUUGUUUAAUUACUCCUGUUUGUUUGUUUGUUUGCGCGUGACAUAUGAUCUGGUUGUCAGUAACAAAAUCGUAUAGUCUAAAGGAAAACCCUCUUGGGUAUUUAAUGAUUUUUGUGAUAAAGUCUGAAGUGUAGGGACAUUGCUGUUGCAGUAUGAAUAAAAUUUACGUAGUCUGUGUUUGAUAGAAGAGCUUUGCACAUCGACUGCUUUUAUUUAAUGCUUUGUUCCUUUAAAAAAUGGAAUUUCUUCCUUCUAGGCUGUAGUUUCUGAGGGUGCCUGCAUGUAUGUAUGACAGUACCCCGGGUAGUUAGUUGGGUCAAUACAUCAAAGUUGAGUAUUACAAGCAACAAACAUCUGUGUCAUUGUGUCAUUGGCAAAGUCCGGUAGGUUUGAUGGAUUUUGUAGUUUUGACAGUGUUUAUAGGCUUUAAUAAUUUCAUAGAACUGUGCUUGAGUGAAAGCGAACUGACCAUUUCAAUUUUGUCCUGUGAAUGUGUAUCAUGACGUAGCUAUAAUAUGCGUUGUGCCUCGGUUAUUUGCAUAUCAGUGCCACAGUUGUUUGUGUUGACAUCCCAGUGAACUGCAAGCCUCCGGCGUAAAAACGGGUUGAACCAGUGUCUAAACCUCAUCAGAAAAAUAAAUUCCAAGAAUAAGAUUUAUCGUAAUAUUACACAGUUACCCCUUUUGCUAUGCAGUGAACUAAUCAUGAACACAGCUGGCUAUGUACGUUGCCUGUAUAGUGCAUUCGGUGUAAUGGACAGCCGUCGGGGUAGUAGCGACUCUAAUUCGAAACGGACUACAAUUUUUCUCUGGACUCGCCGUAAAGAUUAUUUGAAAGCGUAAUAUGCAUGGCCACAGUUGGGGUUGGAGACUCUCGUUUCGUGUCUGUGCACGACACAGCCAUUAUCUGACCGCCAAUGACGAAACUGUACAGUGUAAAGGAAACCCCCAAUAUGACUGUCGGCUUUCUAAGUUUCAUAAGAGAAUGAACAUUGCACUAUCUGA
Acanthaster planci (crown-of-thorns starfish) is the source of this 3550-nucleotide messenger RNA. RefSeq lists its product as uncharacterized. Lineage: Eukaryota; Metazoa; Echinodermata; Asteroidea; Valvatida; Acanthasteridae. The record is from RefSeq and is a predicted model, not a curated record.